UUGGGGUACCCAGGGUGACUUCACCACCACCCAGCCGUUACCUGCUGUGAAGGUAAAGCUGUUUACUGAGAGCACAGGAGUGUUGGCUCUGGAAGAUAAAGAGCUGGGGAAGGUUGUGCUCCACCCGACUCCCAACAGUCCCAAGCAGUCUGAGCUUCACAAGAUGACAGUGUCUAAAGGCUGUCCAGACAAUGACCUCAAGAUCAAACUGGCUAUUCGCAUGGACAAACCACAGAACAUGAAGCAUUGUGGGUACCUAUGGGCCAUUGGCAAAAACGUGUGGAAAAGAUGGAAGAAAAGAUUCUUUGUGCUGGUUCAGGUGAGUCAGUACACCUUUGCCAUGUGCAGCUACAGAGAGAAGAAGGCAGAGCCUGUAGAGCUUCUCCAACUGGAUGGCUACACCGUGGACUACACCGACCCUCAACCAGGUCUAGAUGGCGGUCGGACGUUCUUCAACGCUGUGAAAGAGGGCGACACUGUGAUCUUUGCCAGUGAUGAUGAGCAGGAUCGGAUCCUAUGGGUCCAAGCCAUGUACCGAGCUACCGGCCAGUCCCAUAAGCCAGUUCCUCCCACCCAGGUCCAGAAACUCAACUCGAGGGGGAGCACGACGCCACAGCUUGAUGCACCCAUCUCUCAGUUCU
Molecule: messenger RNA, 641 nt
Organism: Micropterus salmoides (largemouth bass)
Lineage: Eukaryota; Metazoa; Chordata; Actinopteri; Centrarchiformes; Centrarchidae
Product: calcium-dependent secretion activator 1
Exons: 5
Biological process (GO): dense core granule exocytosis; synaptic vesicle exocytosis; positive regulation of exocytosis
Cellular component (GO): glutamatergic synapse
Source: RefSeq, a predicted model, not a curated record